Cladocopium goreaui is the source of this 1477-nucleotide messenger RNA. The record is from the annotation of a GenBank genome assembly. Lineage: Eukaryota; Dinophyceae; Suessiales; Symbiodiniaceae.
GAUCUGUAUGAGACUAGCGGGCUGCGAUGCCUGGCUCCCGCAUCAUCGAGGAGGCAGAUAGCCUGUUGGCAGAUGGUCCAACAGUUUCGCACACCAGCAGCAGGCAUUGGCGUUUCCAUGGAGCAGCUUUGAUAGCUGGCCUCUGUAUGCUUGCUGCGCUGGUGUACGUGGGCCGAAGACCAUCAUUUUCAGCGCCCGAGAGGGGUCAGGCCGUGUCCCAAGAGAAGCCGGGACGCCAGAUGAACCUGGAUGCCGUGGGCGGCUUGCUCGUGGCGGGGCAACAACCACCCCCGACCAUCCUGACUGCAAAUGCCGCUGCGCCAACCCUCUUGCAAGCGGACCCGCCCAAUUCUUUGCUGAAGAAAGCGGCGGCCAUGGAGAAAUCGAACCCGGCCGGCCCUUCGCCCUUGGAAAAGGAAUAUGUUCUGGGGCAGCAUGCAAAUCCAAAGGAGAAGGAAGCAUCAGAACAGGAAAAGGCCCCUGGACCUCCAGAUGCAGGGCCCCUGAAGAAGAAAGACGCAGAAGAAAGCAAGAGCAAGUCCUGUAAAACGGCGACACCCGGAGAUACUUGCUACAAGGCUGUCCUUUGGGCCAAGUGGAUUGGGCUCAUCGAACAUCCCACGUGGUAUCCAGGCCUGAAGCGUGCCACGGCCAAUCGUAUGGCCAUCCAGGAGUGGUUGCACAACAAUUCACAAGGAGAUUGCCACCGACCUUGCGACCACGAGACCUACCCGAUCCCACCUUCAGGCAAAGGUAAACCAUCGCUCUUCUGCUUCUCUGUCGCGCGCAUGGGACCGGAAAUGGAUACCAUGUUCAUGCAGCGGCAGAUGGGCGCUGGCAUCUUCGCCUGCGAUGGCCACGCCGUGUACAGCGACACUCACGUGAACAUCGAUGGCUUUAAAACGACGCUGAUUCCCUCCACAGCCUCUGGGGUGAGCACAGACAAAACGGCGGCCAAUUCGCAGGUCUUCAUGAAUACUUGGAACAACCUUCUGACUACGACGAAAUGGUACGAGUACGAUUUCAUCGCCAAGGUGGACCCAGACUGUGUCUUCUUCCCUGCGCGCUUGCGUGGACAUGUUCACAGUUAUGUGGGCCAGAACGUCUUUUUUCUGAAUUGUGGGAAGUACGUUCCGGCCACGAUGUACGGCGCAUUAGAGGUCUACUCCAAGUCAUCUUUGGGAGCCUACCUUUCAGCCCAUCCAAGGUGUGAAACCUCCUUCCCCUUUGGUGCCUGGGGGGAGGACAAAUACAUGACGAAUUGCUUGGAGAUGUUAGGCUGCAAAUCGGUGGUCGACUUUGGUAACUUCCUUCAUGACGAGCGCUGCUGGGGUGUGGAUUGUGGCAACAAGCAGGCAGUUGCCUUCCAUGCUUUCAAGCAAGUGAACCAGUGGUACAACUGCUGGCUGCUGUCCAACCACCAUGGCUUCUGAGGGGUCGAUGAGUUGGUUGGUCAAUGCGGCGACCCGUAUACCCC